AUUAAUUAAUUAUGGAUUAUGAGUUACCGUCAUUAUAUGAACCAUUUACUUGGAUCUCAUAUGCUAUUUUGGGAUCAUUAGUAGGAUUAGCUUAAGCAGGUGGAAUAGGUGGAGGUCCUAUUGUAUCUCCUGUGAUGAUGGUUUUGCUUGGAUGUUCAAGUAAGUAGGCUAUUUGGAAUACUUAUAUAAUGUUAUUUGGGGGGAGCAUAGGUAAUUUUGCAAGGUUAGGAAGAGAAAGAGUAAAAAUGAAUAAUAAUUUAUAAUUAGAUUUAAGAUGGAAGUACUCCAUUAAUCAAUUAUUAAUUGGUUUAGAUAACACUUCCAUUACUUUUAGCUGGAGCAAUUUUGGGUGUGGCAACAGGAAAAUGGUUACCUAAAUUAAUGAUAGUGAUAUUUUUAUUUGCCAUUUUAUUAAAUGUGUUUCUCAAAACGAAGAGUGUAUACUAAAAAAUCAGGGAAAAAGAAAGAAAUGAUCUUUUAAUUUAAGUUGAAAUGAAGGAUUUAGUUUUAUCAGAAAAUAAUAGAUAACCUCAAGAUUUGUAACAAUAACAGGAAAAGGAAUAAUAGCUUUAUCCUAUCGAAAAUCUAAAAGAAAUAGCUCUUUCUGUGAUUAUUGUAGUUGCAUUAACAUUAUUAAAGGGAGCGGCAACUAUUCCAUCAAUUUUAGGUAUCGAUUACUGUGGAUAUGGAUUUCAUUGCAUCAAUUUUAUAAUUUUUGCUAUAGGAUUUUAUAAUGUUAAAAGAUACAGACAAUAAAUUAGGAAAGAAGAAGAACUAAAAGAAGCUGUUGGAAAUGACUUUUAAGGAGAUAAGAUAGGUAAUGUGUUUGAAAUCACAGUAAAAUCAAGUAUGAAAGCAGGUUUUUUAGGAGGAUUAGUAGGUUUAGGAGGAGGUGUAGUAUUAACACCUGUUUGGCUUGAAACUGGAAUCAAUCCUCCAAGAGCUGCUGCAUCUGCUACUUUUACUGUGAUGUUCACUUCAUUUAUUUCCGUAUUUAUUAUUGCUUUAUCAGGAGGUUAUCAUAUUUCCUAAUUCUUAAUUUUAGCUGUAAUUUAAUCAUUAAUAUUAUUAGAGUGUUUCUGGAUGUGGAAGUUAUUUGGUUGCUGGAAUAUUAAAAAGAUUAGUUAAAAAAUAUAAAAGAGAAUCCAUCAUUAUUUAAGUCUUGCUUAUUGUUAUUGCUUUUGGAUUAAUUGUUUUACCACUUUAAUCAAUUAAGGAUGUUUAUUACAAUCCUCUUUCCUCAAUUUAAUUUGGUCGUCUAUGUUGA
This is a messenger RNA of Paramecium sonneborni, 1267 nucleotides long. Lineage: Eukaryota; Ciliophora; Oligohymenophorea; Peniculida; Parameciidae. The record is from the annotation of a GenBank genome assembly.